Molecule: messenger RNA, 1149 nt
Organism: Penicillium manginii
Lineage: Eukaryota; Fungi; Ascomycota; Eurotiomycetes; Eurotiales; Aspergillaceae
Product: DUF2841 domain-containing protein
Exons: 4
Coding region: 1-1149 (382 amino acids)
Source: RefSeq, a predicted model, not a curated record
AUGACCGGAAGCUAUGGCCAUACUGUUUUUACUAGACCUGAUGUCACAGAGCAGUUCAUGAAUAUAGUCCCACCAAGUCCACAGGCAAUGCCAUUUCUCGCAAGUCCAACUCAAGCACCACUGUUGCCAUGGGGGAUCCAGCCUAGUCCAGCAUGGGUGGACAAUGGCCAGGCAAGACCGGCAAAAAUAAUGUUUUUCAAAUGGCAAUCUAACCAGCAUCGACGAAAGCGACAAUGCCCCACGGCAAGAGACCAUCUAAGCUCAAGCUCUUGCGCGUCACCUUCGGCACCGCUAGGCACUGUGCUACAGAUUAGCGAUAGAAAAAUCUUGCGACAGUACUACAAGAGGGCAUUUGAAGAUUUCCAGCAGCUCAAUUGUCGAUCCAUCGCCAAGUCAUACAUAAAACUGAUUGAGCCACGAAAGCAGAUCCACUUCCCAUACAAUGGACGCAGAGUCAUUUCAGGUGUAUCGCAGAAGACUGACCCUGAACUCACAAAGCCCGGUUGGUGGCCUGAAGGUGUGAAGCACAAGGAGCCGGAUCAUCUGCUCAAGCGAGACCGCCUCGAACUCCUAGUACAUAUACUCUGUGAUCUUAAGGAGUGUCAUGGAAUCACCGCAGAGAAGCUUUGCGAAGCUGGACAAGAUGUGCGACACCAAAUUACUCCGCCUAACAAACUUGACAUCCUCGAUGAAAUCUACUUUGUUCGCCAAAUGGAGGAACGGUUUAUUGACGGAAAAAUCGUCAAGAGAGCGAGGUGUCGUCGCGAGCUAAAGCCAUCCCAGUUUUGGGGACCCCCCUUUGCGCCAGAAAUGAGUCUUGACGUGGAGGGGACCAGUAGUUCACACCAUCCGAUCAUGGAAGGGGCCCACCAACGAGCAUCUUAUCCUCAUGGAAUGCCACUGUGGUCCGCUAGCAUUGACUCUAGUGGUCCCCGCAGUCCGUUCAACAGCAUUUACAACACAUGGUCUGUCAACAUGGGCCAUCUUGAAACAUUUCAAGAUGCUCAGACAGAACAGAAACCGUUGUUGUCAACUCCAAACUACAUUCCAGGGUACUUUCCACAACAACUUGUCACUGUUGAGCGACCCAAUACCGAAUACUGGCCGAAUAUACCCCUCAUGCCGGACCCAUAUCAGUUUGAAUACUGA